GAAUCGAAACAACGAUAGAGAUACACAAGAAGGGUUCUAACGUAUUGGAACAAAAUCGUAACAUACCAAUCAUAGCUUAUACCACAAAUCCUUGCGAGGAACGAUUUUUUGAAGCUGGAAUGAACGGAUGGGUUGGAAAACCAGCAAAGCAUUGGAUGGUUCGAAAAGAAUUGGAGAGGGUAUAUAGCAUAACAAAUUCAUCACGACCGUCCUCAAACAAAAAUUAA
This is a messenger RNA of Funneliformis caledonium, 227 nucleotides long. The record is from the annotation of a GenBank genome assembly. NCBI's taxonomy places the organism in Eukaryota, Fungi, Glomeromycota, Glomeromycetes, Glomerales, Glomeraceae.